Messenger RNA from Cantharellus anzutake, 663 nucleotides. RefSeq lists its product as uncharacterized. The record is from RefSeq and is a predicted model, not a curated record. Lineage: Eukaryota; Fungi; Basidiomycota; Agaricomycetes; Cantharellales; Hydnaceae. The transcript is spliced from 2 exons. The coding region runs from base 1 to 663 and encodes 220 amino acids.
AUGCAUGGGGUGAUCAAGUUGAAGAAUCCAGCACCAGCUACGAUGGAACUGGGUUCAGCCUGGAGGGCGGUGGAGGAGAAGGAGAUGUUGCCGUUGUGGGAUGUAUGGAGAUCGAGUGAGCUGGCAGAGGCCAUUGGGGACCUCCUCACGAUCCCAUGCUGGAGGGAAUGCGAAAAAGUGCCAUCUAGCAUGGAAAGGUGGACUCAUUGUGGGAUGCAUCAGCUCUAUGCACAGCUGAUAAGAACUCACAUUGCACAGCUGAGUGCCCUGGUGCAACCACAGGGGGUAAUGUCAGUGACUGCAUUGGACCUUGCCCUUUCAUGGUCCAUCAACUUCCAGCACCCUCCUAGGUGGACCGCUGUGUUGAACGACAAACCCAAUGCGAUAUACAGCCAAGGGGCGAUCUUGGAGGUGAAUGUCAUAUCCAUACAAUCCCAACCUCCGCUCUGGGCUCCCGGAACUCCGAACCUGACUUCCGGAGUCUUACUUCCCUUCCGUCACCUCCUCCUUGCCGACUCCCAAGAGGUUAUCCCACCUCUGGCUCUGACACCUUCCAGACGAGUACGCAAAACCUAUGCUCCCGACUCCGGACCUCUGCUCCGGAAUCCCGUUUGCGUCUCCGUCUCCGGAACCUCCGGUCUUAGCUCCGACCUCGGACUUUGA